Molecule: messenger RNA, 5523 nt
Organism: Didymodactylos carnosus
Lineage: Eukaryota; Metazoa; Rotifera; Eurotatoria; Philodinida; Philodinidae
Source: the annotation of a GenBank genome assembly
AUGACAACAUCAACAUCUCAAUCUCAACAAUCAUCAUCAAAAUUAAAAGGAAAACAAAUAUUAUGUAAAGUACGAAUGCUUGAUGAUCAAGAAAUUCCAUUUCAUAUUGAUCCGAAGGCAACUGGUCAAAAUUUAUAUGAUAAUGUUUGCAAUUAUUUAGAAUUACUUGAAUCUGAUUAUUUUGCCUUAGAAUUUUCUGACUCUCGUAAAAAUUCGAUUUGGCUUGAAUUAGAUAAACCUGUUUUGAAACAAGUUACUGAAACGAAAUUUAAUAUGUGUGUGAAAUUCUAUACACCGGAUCCUGGUCAACUUGAAGAAGAAUUUACGAGAUAUUUAUUUGCAUUACAAAUCAAGCGUGAUCUUUAUCAAGGGGCUUUAUUAUGUAGUGAUAAUACAGCAGCAUUAUUAGCUUCUUAUAUUGUUCAAGCUGAAAUAGGUGAUUAUUUAGAAUCUUACAAUAAUGAUCCAAGAUAUAUGGGUGGAAGACGUUUUUUUCCAAAUCAAAUAUAUGAACAUGAUGUUAGAAUAAUGAAUUAUCAUAAGAAUCAUAUUGGUCAAACACCUGCUGACGCUGAUCUAAAUUUAUUGGAUAUCGCACGAAAAGUCGAAUUAUAUGGAAUUAAAAUGCAUACAGCUAAAGAUCAUGAAAGUGUUAAUCUCAAUUUAUCGGUUGCUCAUAUGGGAAUACUUGUAUUUCAAAAUUGUACAAAAAUUAAUACAUUUUCAUGGGCUAAAAUAAGAAAAUUAAGUUUUAAACGUAAAAAAUUUUUAAUUAAACUUCAACCCGAAGGUUACGGUUAUUAUAAAGAUACUGUUGAAUUUUAUUUUGAUACACGUGAUGAAUGUAAAAUAUUUUGGAAAAAAUGUAUUGAAUACCAUGCGUUCUUUCGAUGUGUUAGUAUCAAACGUUCACAACGACAUAGAAGUAAAUUAUUAACACGUGGUUCAUCAUUCAGAUAUGCUGGUCGCACACAAAAGGAAAUUGUUGAAUAUGCACGCGAACAUUAUGUAAAGAGUCGUACAUUUUCGAGAUCUUACUCCAGUACACGAAACGUUGCUCCAUUAUCAACACGUUCGUUACGUUCACCACAAUGGAAAACAUCGGAUACAAUGCGUAGUCAAGAUACAACUGUAUCAUCAGCUGAUUCACGCUUAAUAUCAUCUGAAGUGAAACGUCAACAACAACAACAGCAUCAACAAGAUAAACAUCAACAUCAUCAUCAUUUGGUAAAUUCGAAUACAAAUAAUAUGGAUGAUAAUUAUCAAUACUAUCACGAUGACUCCUCAACACAUGGUAGUCGUACGCUUGAUUCACGCUUUAGUCGUGAAAAAUAUGAUUUAUCUGGCGAAAGUACGAAUGAAGAUGAAGAUAAUAUUGAAACACCAGCUGCAACAGGAACCACAGUCGAAGCAUUACCGUCACAAACAGUGAAUAAUAAUGAACACGUUGAAGAAAUAGUAACUAAUACUCCUCCUCAUCUUAUAACGUCUCGGACGACGCAUAAUUCAAAUGUUAUUGCUACUACUAAUCGUUUAUCGCGUGAUCCAUCGAUUGAUAUUGUUGAACAUCAACCAUCACAAGAUAAUUUUAUCUAUCGUGAAAUUUAUACAAUUGAUACAAAUGAUCCUGAACGACAACAUCAAGAAAUAUUAACUGAGAUUAAUGGUGAUGAAGUGUCACCAUCUUAUUCUAAACGUGAAACAUAUAAUUAUACAGUUGAAAAAAAGACCACUGUGCAUACUGAAACGAUAACAAAACAACCGCAAACAGCUGAUGAAGGAGGUAAGUCGUCGGGCUCAAUUUUAGUCGCCAAUACGAAUACUGAUAGUAGUGAAUCGAAUCAUAAUAGUAUGAUUGGGUUUGAAUUAUAUCAUUAUCAUAAUAAUAAUAGUACUAGUAAUAGUAAUAAUAAUAAUCAUAAUAGUAAUAAUAAUGAGAAAGAUGAUAGUUCAAUUAAUAAACGUUAUUCUACCGCAUUAAAAAUACAUCAUAGUCAUCCUGAACAGACACAACAUCAACGUUCAUUGUGUACUGUUGAGAAUGAUAAGGUUAUUGAGAAUGAGAAUGAAAAUGAAAAUGUAAUUGAUGAAAAAGAAGAGAAAAAAUUAAUGUUAAGAGCGCAACAACAACAGCGGUCCUAUUCAUUACAAUUAGAACGUUCUUUAUCAUCCGAUUUUACACAUUCACCAUCAAUAUCUGGUAGUAGUUCAUCAACUAAAUCUCUAGAUCAUGAACAAUUAACACUACCAUCAAUUGAACGUUUAAUUGGUCCAAAACAUGGACACGUAUCUAUUGCUGACAACAAUAAACAACACUCUGUUACUCACAUAGAAAAGAAACAAAAACAACAAAAUAUAGUACGAGAAAUUGGUCAUGUUAAAUUUUUACCAAUAAAAAAGACAAUGCCUAUGAUAAAACCAACACCAAAAGCACAUUCAUUACCUCGAAUGACAAGUUAUAUUGAAUAUAUUGAUAAGAAAAUAUUACCACCAAAACAUAGUUUAUCAUGGCAAGAUGAUACAGCACAAUCAAAUGAAAAUAAAAUUAUUUAUGAACGAAUAAAACGUCAAAUAAUAUCAAAAGUUGUACAAUCACCACCACUACUGUCAUUAUCAAUUGAAUCAAUAGUUAUGGAUAUUCUUAAUGAAUUAUGUGAUCGUAUUGUUAAAGAUGAAUCAAAUAUGUAUGCAAUCGUCAAUAGACUUGUCGAUCAAGUUUGCGCUAAAGCUCUACAAUUAUAUAAAAUAGAAAAACGUCAACAAUUAUUUUCAUCUAUAACAACUGCAACAUUACAACAUCAUAAAUCAUGUUGUUUAACUGUUUAUAAUAAUAAUAUUGAUAAUAAAUCGAAUACAUCACGACUUCGUACAAAAUCAACUCCAAUUAUAGCAAUAACAACAGAUUGGUCAGAUAUAAGUAGAAAACUAGCAUAUGAAAAAUGUUUUCCAGCUUAUCCAUCGUCAGACAAACAUCAUUUACAUGAAUCAGAUUUUACAACAUUUUCUGAUGCAAAAUUAAACUUUUUUAAUAUUUUACGUGAUACAAAUAAAACAUCUGUAUCACCUAUUCAACAACCAAUCAUUUUAUCAUCUUCUUCAUCAUCAAGUCGUUCUUCUUCAACAUCGUCUUAUGCAUCUUCAAUGAGUAAUAGAAAAUUAUUCAAUUAUCCGUUAACAACAAAAAAGUCACCUGAUAUCAUGCGACCAUUUAGUGCCAGAUUACUUGAUCUAAGUGAUUCAGACAUUGAACAACAAAAACAACAACAAUUAAUAACAAUAACAAAAAUUCAUAAAAAAAAGAAAGAAAAAAAAUUGAUAUGUGAAUAUGAACAAAAUAAAACAAUAAUAGCACAUCUUCCAUUUGAAUGUACAAAUACAUCAACAACAUCAAUAUUAAUAAAUAACAAUAAUAAUGAACAACAUAAACAAAAAUCUUCAUCAUUAAAUCAACAACGUCGACGAUUAUAUUUACGAACAUCAAAAAAUCAAAAAAGAUCAAGUUCAAAUUCGAGUGAUGAUUCAUUAUCAAAUCAUUUGAAUAAAGCAGGUUAUCGUGACUCGACAGAACAUCGUCGUCGAAUAUUUGAUUCAUCCAGACCAUCGUUGGAUAAUACUUCGUCUUCUGUUCGAACAAAUUAUCAACAUCGGCCAUCUUUACCGUCCACUACAAUUAUCUCAGAAUUAGUUCAAAAACCAACUACAACAACGCCAAUAAUAACAUCAACUGUUAAUAAACGUUUAGAUUUAAUACCGGCAAAAAUUUCAACGAUUCUAGCAAGUGGUGAAAAUCUCUUUCCUCCUCCUCCACCACUUCCUCCACUAACCACGUCACCUGCAUCAAUGAGAAUCAAUGAUUCAAUCGAUGAAAAUAAGCUGGAAAAUCAUCGUCACCUACAAUUUUACAACAAACUACAACGCCCACCAAUAAGUUCGUCAACAAUUCCUACCUCAUUAUCAUCAACAUUAAUAACAUCUACAAUUCAUGAUAGAGCAUUUUAUAUAUGUAAAGAAAUGUUAAUGACUGAACGUACAUAUAAAAAAGAUAUUGAAGUUAUUGCUGAUGCAUUUCGUCGUGAAUUUACAAUUAUGUUAGAUCAUGAACCAGAUGAAAAUUUAACAAAUUUUAUGGAUUUAUUAUUUUCACAUCUUGUUCCAAUCUAUGAAUUUCAUAUUAUAUUUUUAAAAAAAUUUGAACAACGUAUUGCAUUUUGGGAAAGUCGUUCAUUUACAAAUAAUGAUAAUGAUAAUAAUAAUAAUAAUAAUAAUAAUAAUAAUAUUUUUCAACGUAUUGACGAUCUUGUACUUCAUCUAAUCGAUAUUUUACCAAAUUAUGAAAAAUAUGUUGAAAAUUAUGAAAAAUUAUUAAAUGAAUUAGAAAUUGUUUUAAAACGUAAUAAACGUUUUGAUUUAUUUUAUAAAGAAUUUGAAUCACAAAAAUUUUGCUAUUUAUCAUUUAUAUCAUUUUUAUUGAAACCAUUACAACGAUUAUUACAUUAUCGACAGUUACUAGGAAAAUUACUUAUAUACUAUGAACAAAAUAAUCAUGUAGAUGAUUAUCAACGUUGUUACGAAGUUUUUAUUAAAAUUCGAGAUCAUAUUGAAAAUUUUAUGGAAUCAUUGAGUAUAUUUCUUAAUAAACAAAAAUUAAUUGAAUUACAACGAGAUUUAAUUGGUAUCGAUAAUUUAUCAUCCUCUCAUGAACGACAAUUCAUACGAGAAGGAUGUUUACAAAAAUUAUCACGAAAAGGUUAUCAACAGCGAAUGUUUUUUUUGUUUUCCGAUGUUUUACUUUAUUGUGCAAGAAGUUCGAGUCCAGUUUUACAAUUUAAAUUACACGGUGAAUUACAUUUAAAAUCGAUGAUGAUUGAAGAUAGUGAUGAACGUAUUAAAAUACCAAAUUCAAUUACAAUUUAUACUACAAAUCGAUCGUUACUCGUUGCUGCAAGUUCGGAAAUUGAAAAAGAUAAAUGGUUAAAUGAUUUGAAAAUUGCCAUUGAAAAAGCUAAAGUGUAUGAUGAUGAAAAGCAACAACAACAGCAACAACAACAAAAUUCUUCUACAUUGAAAUCGAAUACAUCAUCGGAAAAUCUUGAUCAUAUCAUAGAUGAUGAAACUAAUACUAUUGAACGGUCAUGUAUUCAACAUCGUGCAAAUACAACAAUGCAUGUUUGCUGGCAUAGAAAUUUAUCUGUUAGUAUGAAUGAUUAUAGAUUUUCAAUUAAAAAUCAAUUAAGCGGAUAUUUAUUACGAAAAUUUAAAAAUUCAAAUGGAUGGCAGAAAUUAUGGGUUAUUUUUACAAAUUUUUGUUUGUUUUUCUACAAAACAUAUCAGGAUGAUUUUCCAUUAGCUAGUUUACCCUUACUUGGCUAUAGUGUAUCAUUACCAUCAGAAAGUGAUGGUAUUAAUAAAGAAUAUGUGUUUAAAUUACAAUUUAAAAAUCAUGUGUAUUUUUUUCGUGCUGAAAGUCAAUAUGCAUUUGACAGGUGGCUUGAAGUGAUAUCCAGUGCCACAAAUCAAUCCUGA